AUGGACGAUCUCAGUGAAGAAAUUCCCACCGGCGAGAAAGCAGUCGACAUGAGAUUAUCCAAAUUGACAAAGAGUUUAUUCAUCAUCCCCAUCGCUAUCACCAUCGACGUACCUCUGAUAACCGGCGUUGCUCUAUGGAAGAGUCCAUACAUGCUGAUUAUCAGAUGGAAGAGACUAUUAGAAGACUUAAUCGGGAGAGAAGGCCCUUUUCUGGAAACUGUUUGUGUGCCUUUCGCCAGACUUGCCAUCGUCUUAUGGCCUUUAGCAGUCGUUGGAGCUGUAAUCGCGUCUCUCUUCUCCAGUUUUGGUCUUGCUCUAUAUAGCGCCAAAAAACAGAACCCAUCCCUAAUUCCAAAUUCUAAACAUAAAGUCGCUACAUCUGCUUUUCUUUUUCAGGAAGAUUCAAUUAAGUUUGGAUUUGCGUACAUCGUGGCUGUGGUUUCAUUGUUUGAUGAUGUAACGCCCGUGUUUCAGGGCUAA
Molecule: messenger RNA, 480 nt
Organism: Lactuca virosa
Lineage: Eukaryota; Viridiplantae; Streptophyta; Magnoliopsida; Asterales; Asteraceae
Source: the annotation of a GenBank genome assembly